UCGUGAUAAAUAUCUAAAAAAUGUUGAUAUUCGUUUAUCAAAGUGUAAACGUUCUAAGGCCAAGUACUUGAGCAAUAUUCAGUUCCAAAAACGUGUUUGCCUGUAUUCACGAUUGAAAUAUAAAUAUAAUAUCUCUUUUCAGGCAAAUGUAUGUGAGUAUUCAAAGAAAAAAUACCUGCAAAACCUGGCCUUCAAAGCAAGUGUGCGUGAGUAUUCAAAGAAAAAAUACCUGCAAAACCUGGCCUUCAAAGCAAGUGUGCGUGAGUAUUCAAAGAAAAAAUACCUGCAAAACCUGGCCUUUAAAGAAAGGGUACGUAAUUAUUCUAAGAAUAGAAACACUCAGAAUCCAGCCUUUAAAGUUAAAAUGGCUAGGUAUUCCAUGGUGAAAUACCAAAAAGAUGAGAAUUUUCGUACGAAUAAAAUACAAAAAGGUUGUGAAAUGUAUGCAAGAAAGAAAGAACAACAAGACAUUGAUGUUGCUAUUGAUCAUUUUAGACAAGAAAUUAGUAGUGGUCCAGAGUUUGUGUGCUGUGUCUGUCACCGUUUACUUUUCAGAAAGCAGGUUGUUGAAUGUAGAAGACACUGCUAUGAAGACAAAGGUGUAAAAGUUGCUGCUUUGGGGAGAAGAUGCAUCACAACCAGGUAUGUUCAUGUCUGUGAUCAAAAGUGUGAAGGAUCUUCUGCUCAUUCCUCAGGGUGCAAAUUAUGGAUUUGUCUAACGUGCCAUCGAAAAAUCCUUUGUGGACAACUGCCCGAAGGGAGCGUUGCAAACAACAUGCAUUUGGUGGAUGUUCCAAAUCAACUGAAAUGCCUCAACUCCUUGGAACAACAUCUCAUUGCACGUAACAUUCCAUUUAUGAAAUUACUGUGCCUUCCUCGUGGUAAACAACAUGGAUGCCACGGCCCUGUAGUGUGCGUCCCAGUUAAUGCCACAGAUGUGUCCAAUAUCCUUCCACGAAAUGAAUGUGACGACAAGAUGAUAAGGAUCAAACUGAAACGCAAGUUAACCUACAAAGGGCAUUAUGAGUACAAGUAUGUACACACUGAUCGUGUUCGAAAUGCUCUGAAAUAUUUAAUCCAGUUCAAUAAGUGGUUCAGUGACGUGGAGAUUAAUCAGCAGUGGAUCAACUCUUUGAACGAACCAGAAGAAAAUGUUGUAGUUGAAAUGGAGCCACAAGACGUAGUUGAAAAGCUUGAUGAUGAAAAUGACCUUGAUGAACAGCAAGAGGAAGACCUUACCUACAUCAAAGAGCAAAGUGGUCUUUUGUCAGAUACGUCAUUGCAACCUGUGGACAUCGGUUCAGAAGUAAUUGAUCAGCAUUUCCAGGAUGUAUUAAAUCUGGCACCUGCUGAAGGUAACAGUCCUGUUAGUUUGUUAUCUGAUAGGUCUAAUGAAGCAAAAUGUUUCCCUGUUCUGUAUCCAACUGGUGGUCCGACAUUUCAUGAUAAGAGGGAGGUAAAAAUAACACUGUCAAGAUACUUGAAUGCAAGAAUCCUCAAUGCAGAUGGACGUUUUGCACGAAGCACUGACUUCAUUUUCUAUGCACAGUAUCUGUCUGAGAUUGAUCAAGUUGUAUCCAAUGUUUCAAUCGCUUUGCGCAAAGGAUCUGAGAAGAGUUUGUUGACUGAAGUGACAUCAGAUGUGCUAACAAACCCAGACUCGUUAUCUAAAAUCUUGAAUUUUGAUGAAGGAUACAAGUUUUUGAGACCCAUCCGUGGAACGCCUCCAUAUUGGCAGUCUACUCAAAAGGACCUUUUUGCACUUGUAAGACAGCUAGGUAUUCCAACUUUCUUUGCAUCCUUUAGUUCUGCAGAUCUCAGAUGGCCAGAAAUGAUUAGUACUAUAAUCAAACUAGAAGGGAAAAAUGUGAAAGCAGAUGAACUUGACUGGUCUGAAAAAUGUGGAUUGAUUAGACGAAACCCAGUGACUGCUGCAAGAAUGUUUGAUCAUAGAUGGCAUUGUUUUUUGAGAGAUGUAAUCAUGUCUUCAGCUCAACCGAUCGGCAAGAUAGUAGAUUACUUUUAUCGUGUAGAGUUUCAACAGCGUGGAUCUCCUCAUGUUCACUGUCUGUUUUGGGUUGAAAAUGCCCCAACGUUAAAUGAAGACAAUGAAGAAAACGAUGGUUUGGUUGCUAGUUUCAUUGAUCGGUACAUCACUUGUGAGACCCCAAGCGAGGAUGAAACUGAUCUGUUUGAGAUUGUCAACGGUGUUCAGAAGCACAGUGUCAAACAUUCAAAGACAUGUCGUAAGAAAAAGACAGUUUGCAGAUUUAAUUUUCCACGACCCCCAUCAAGCCGUACCUUUAUUACAAGAGGUGGUAGUCGAGACGAUUUGAAAAGCGGUGAUGGAAAAGAUACUGCACGUACAGUUUUAGAAAAAGUGAAAAAGGCUUUAACCGCUUCUGAUAUGGAUUAUGACUCUACUGAUGCAUUUUUUGAGUCCAUUGGUAUUAACCAAGCUCUCUUUGAGAAAGUGUAUGCGCAGUGUUCCAAAAAGAAAUCCGUUGUCCUUAAAAGAAGUCCAAAAGACGUCUGGGUGAACCAGUAUAAUAAACAUUUACUGUGUGCCUGGCAAGGCAACAUGGAUAUCCAGUACGUCACUGAUGCUUACUCCGUAGUGGUUUACAUUAUCAGUUACAUCACAAAAGCAGAACAAGAAAUGGGAUUGUUGCUGCAACGUGCGCAAAACGAAGCCAUGAAUGGAAACCUUGAAGCGAGAUCAUCACUGAAGAUGCUUGGUAGUGUAUAUCUUCACAACAGAGAAGUUUCUGCUCAAGAGGCUGUGUAUCGUCUGACCGGUAUGCACUUGAAGGAAUGUUCUCGUAAAGUCCAGUUUAUUCCAAUUGGAUUGAAUCCUGUAAAGAUGAGUUUGCCUCUUCGUGUCAUCAAAAACAAAGUUGAUCAGUCUGGUGAAGAAGCUAGCUUUUGGAUGACUAGUCUGGUUGACCGAUACAAGAAUAGGCCAAACACGGAAGAGUUUGAGACCCAAUGUCUUGCAAGUUUUUGCUCUGAAAACAGGAUCUUGUCAAAAUCGGAGGUUUCUUCACAAAAAAAGUCUUCUGAAGACAAGGUGAUCAAGCUUAACAACGACUGUGGUUAUAUGAUGAAGAGAACUCGAACUGACCCUGCUGUUGUUCGAUAUCCGAGAUUUUCUCCCAAAAAAGAUCCAGAAAAGUACUUUCAUUCAUUGUUGCAACUUUUCUUGCCGCAUUAUGAAGAUUGUCAGCUCAAGCCUGAGAGUUUUAGCACUUAUGAGGAAUUCUACAACAGUGGUGCUGUGAAAUGUGGGAGAAAUGUGACUCAAGUCAAAUGUAUUGUUGAUGCUAAUCGAGCACUCUUUGAAAAGGAAAGUGACAAAGUUGAUCGAGCUCAACAGCUUUUGGAGCAAGGUGUUGAUUUGGAAGAUGCUUGGGCUGCGUUAUGUCCUGAAACUGAAAAGGAACGUCACGAAUGUUUAGAACUAAGGAAGAGUAAUACCAUUCCUGAUGAAGAUGAUUCUGAGUGUUCUAUUCCAGAUCUUGUAACGAACCCUCGAACUCCAUACAGUAUUGAAACCAAUCAGGCUGGAAUGUCUAGAGAAGAGGCAUUAUGUUUACUGCGAUCAUUAAAUGCACAACAAUGUGCAAUCUUUUACAAAGUACGGAAAUGGUGUUUUGAGAAACUUCUUGGUGAAAACCCUGAACCAUUUCACUUGUUUGUCACUGGUGGAGCAGGCACAGGCAAGAGUCAUUUAAUCAAAGCGAUCUACUAUGAAUCCUCCAGACUUUUAUCUCAGCUGUCCGAAAACCCUGAUGAUAGAAGUGUGAUUUUAACUGCGUCAACCGGAGUGGCCAGUUUUCAAAUUGGUGCUUCUACAAUCCAUAAUACCUUUUCCAUAGGUGCCAAUGUCAAACUGCCAUAUCAGCCCCUAAGUGAUGACAAAAUCAAUUCACUGCGUGCAAAACUGGGAGGUUUGCAGAUUCUGAUCAUUGAUGAGGUGUCUAUGGUUGACCAUCACCUUUUGUCUUAUGUUCAUGGUAGAUUGAGACAAAUUAAGCAAACUGGUGACUACUCCAUUUUUGGAAGAGUCAGUUUGGUCUGUGUUGGUGAUUUUUAUCAGCUACCACCAGUCAAGGGAAUUCCCCUGUACGUUGAUCCAAAAGGAGUGAAUCUUUGGGAUACCAACUUUGAAAUUGCUGAACUAACACAAGUUGUCAGGCAACAAGAUGCAUCUUUUGCUGAAAUGUUAAAUCGUCUGAGAGUUCAUAAAAAGAACGAAACUCUAAGCCCAAAUGACAUCAACAUGUUGAAGCAACGUGAAACUGGUGAAGAAUGCGAUGCUAUUCAUAUAUUCCCUACAAAUGCUCAGGUUGAUGAGUACAAUAUACAGAAACUUAAUGAGCGUUGUCCUGAGGCAAUCACUAUUCACGCUAGAGACUUUGCUAGAAAUCCAGAAACUGGAAGAAUAGAAAGGAAAGUUGGAUUUCAUGCAAAAGUUUUCAACUCCUGUUUGGACAAAUGUGUUUCCUUGGGUGUUGGUGCCAGAGUAAUGCUUAGGAAAAAUGUUGAUGUUUCUGAUGGACUUGUCAAUGGAGCCUGUGGCACAGUUGUCCACAUAAGCAGAAAACAAAGACGUGAUUAUGAUGAAGAUGAUGACUUCCCAUCAGCUAUCCAUGUUGAAUUUGAUGAUCCAAAUGUUGGUAAAGUUCAGAGAUCGAAGCUGCGACAGAAAUAUUCUCCAAAUUCAACUGUUAUUGAAGUGGAAGAAGAUCAAGUCUCAAACGAUGGUGGUUUAAGACGUCAGUUUCCACUUAAAUUGGCAUGGGCAUGCACCGUUCAUAAAGUGCAAGGACUCACAGUAGAUCAAGCGGUCGUCUCACUUGACAAGGUAUUUUCUCCGGGACAAGCAUAUGUUGCACUGAGUCGUGUGAGAACCCUCGAUGGACUAAUAAUUAAUAACUUCAAAGACUCUGUCAUAUAUUGUAAUGAGAAAAUUGACUCCGCUAUGAAAAACAUGCCCCGACUUACUUUAGAAAAUUACAGUUUUGUAAAGACACCUGGCGUGUUUACAAUUGCUCUUCAUAAUGUACAAAGUCUUCGAGCUCAUGUUCAAGAUCUUCAAGUUCACAGACAGAUAAUGAAUGCAGAUUGCAUCGGUUUAACUGAAACGUGGCUAAAAGUUGAAGACCAAGUACAGAUUCCAGGAUUUGUUUUUAAGAGCAAUCCAAGAGCUAAAUGUUAUGACAACAGUACUCCACUUUUCACUGAUUUAAAACAACAAAGAGGAGGUGGAGUUGGACUAUUCUGUUGUGAAAGCAUUCAUUUUAAUGUCAGGGUUCCAGAACCUUGUAACUUGGAAUGUCUAUACUUUGCAGUUCCACAUCUAAGUUUGAAUGCUGCUUUGCUGUACAGACCUAAUUCAUAUCCACUUAAUCUGUUUCGACAAAAUAUGUUGCAUGUUAUUGAUGAGCUGGAGAAACAGUCAGGAAAGAAAGUGAUUAUGGGAGACUUCAAUGAGGACAUCUUGACAUCAUCUACAAUUGGUACACUAAUGGAACUACAUGGAUACAGUCAACAUGUGCAACACCCUACCACUGAAAAAGCUUCCAACUGGCAUACAACUGCAGGGCAAGUGUACAACUGGAGACGGUAUGUUCUAAGUCUAUCUAUAUCUAAAUGAAUAACUCUUAUAACAAUCCAUCAGUUGAAUAUGUACAGCUGUUCCAUGUUAUGAUUGAAGUAUUAUCUGAAGGUAAUCCAUUUUAUCAAUGCAACACUGAAAUGAGAAUUGUAUCACUGUAUUGUCUGUUCUGUUUUUGUGUCCAUACGAUAUGAGCGCUAUCCUGAGAUUCCAACAUGAUCAGAGUCCAGUUAAUCCAGCCUGUAAUUCAAACAAGUGAUCAUCAUUUUCAACCCAACAUCUCCCAUAAUUGCUCUUCUUUCUUGAGCUAGUAAGCUUCACCCAGCCAAGUCAUUCUAAGCCAUCCAAAUCAUAAUGGAUGCUUCCAAACAUUAUAGGAAGCAUCCACAAAGACUGCCUGCAUCCAUCCAUUUGUCUCCUAAUAUCACAAUUAAGUCAAUAGAACAACACAAAAUUGGUUUGUGCAUCAAGUCUCACUAACUACGGUCAAAGAUUUCUGCAAUACGUUAAACUUCAAACUUCCGCCUUAUCCAUUAUGAGUCUCCGCUCCAUGAACCGUUUUUAUGAAGAGGCACACAACCAAUCAAAAGGUUUGUGCAUGAAAACCCAAUAUCUACGGUCCACUACUUCAAAAAAUUUCUGCAAUGUUACACUUCAAACUUCCGCCUUAUCCAUUAUGAGUCUCCGCUCCAUGAACUGUUUUUAUGAAGAGGCACACAACCAAUCAAAAGGUUUGUGCAAUACGUUAAACUUCAAACUUCCACCUUAUCCAUUAUGAUUCUCCGCUCCACGAACUUUUUAUGAAGAGGCACACAACCAAUCAAAAGGUUUGUGCAUGAAAACCCAAUAUCUACGGUCCACUACUUCAAAAAAUUUCUGCAGUGUUACACUUCAAACUUCCGCCUUAUCUAUUAUGAUUCUCCGCUCCAUGAACUGUUUUUAUGAAGAGGCACACAACCAAUCAAAAGGUUUGUGCAAUACGUUACACUUCAAACUUCCGCCUUAUCCAUUAUGAUUAUCCGCUCCAUGAACCGUUUUUAUGAAGAGGCACACAACCAAUCAAAAGGUUUGUGCAAUACGUUACACUUCAAACUUCCGCCUUAUCCAUUAUGAUUCUCCGCUCUAUGAACCGUUUUUAUGAAGAGGCACACAACCAAUCAAAAGGUUUGUGCAUGAAAACCCAAUUUCUACUGUCCACUACUCCAAAAAGAUUUCUGCAAUGUUACACUUCAAACUUCCGCCUUAUCUAUUAUGAUUCUCCGCUCCAUGAACUGUUUUUAUGAAGAGGCACACAACCAAUCAAAAGGUUUGUGCAAUACGUUACACUUCAAACUUCCGCCUUAUCCAUUAUGAUUAUCCCCUCCGUGAACCGUUUUUAUGAAGAGGCACACAACCAAUCAAAAGGUUUGUGCAAUACGUUACACUUCAAACUUCCGCCUUAUCCAUUAUGAUUAUCCCCUCCGUGAACCGUUUUUAUGAAGAGGCACACAACCAAUCAAAAGGUUUGUGCAAUACGUUACACUUCAAACUUCCGCCUUAUCCAUUAUGAUUCUCCGCUCUAUGAACCGUUUUUAUGAAGAGGCACACAACCAAUCAAAAGGUUUGUGCAUGAAAACCCAAUUUCUACUGUCCACUACUCCAAAAAGAUUUCUGCAAUGUUACACUUCAAACUUCCGCCUUAUCCAUUAUGAUUCUCCGCUCCAUGAACUGUUUUUAUGAAGAGGCACACAACCAAUCAAAAGGUUUGUGCAAUACGUUACACUUCAAAAUUCCUCCUUAUCCAUUCUGAAUCUCCGCUCCAAGAAACCGUUUUUAUGAAGCUGCACAAAACCGAUAAAAGUUUUGUGCAAAACAAGUAAAUAACUACUGUCCACUACUCCCAAAAGAUUUCUGCAAUGUGCUACAUAUGUGAAACUUCCCCCUUAACCAUUCUGAUUCUCCGCUCCAAGAAACUGUUUUUAUGAAGUGGCACACAACCAAUAAAAGGGUUUGUGCAAUAAGUUACACUUCAAAAUUCCUCCUUAUCCAUUCUGAUUCUCCGCUCCAAGAAACUGUUUUUAUGAAGUGGCACACAACCAAUAAAAAGUGAAUACAAAAUUGUUCAAGUAUCUUCAGAAAAUGUCCCAGCAAAACUCUAAACUCUAAACCGAUGCAGGCAGUCAAUAGUCAAAGAUAUCACAGAUGCAUAACCACAAAAGUAACACAAUUCUAUAUGAAAUGUUGGAUGGAUGGCUUGUAUUAUAUUUGGCCUAUGUACAGCAAAUUUAGAUGCCAGCCAAACGAGGAUGGUUUGCCCCUGCUGAGUCUGGUUCCUCCCAAGGUUUCUCCCUAUACCUUUUAGCUUAUAAUGCUCCACUUCAUCAAUUUGGGGAGUUUUUCCUUGCCACUGUCGCCUUCUGGCUUGCUCACUGGGGUUUUAAGGCACAUUCUUUUCAAUGUAAACUCUGUAAAGUGUUUUGUAAAGAAUUGAAUAAAUGCAUCAUGAUUUAGAAUGUA
This is a messenger RNA of Carassius gibelio (silver crucian carp), 8116 nucleotides long. RefSeq lists its product as uncharacterized. Gene Ontology annotation, molecular function: DNA helicase activity. NCBI's taxonomy places the organism in Eukaryota, Metazoa, Chordata, Actinopteri, Cypriniformes, Cyprinidae. Gene Ontology annotation, biological process: DNA repair; telomere maintenance. The transcript is spliced from 24 exons. The record is from RefSeq and is a predicted model, not a curated record. The coding region runs from base 365 to 5659 and encodes 1764 amino acids.